Molecule: messenger RNA, 940 nt
Organism: Zychaea mexicana
Lineage: Eukaryota; Fungi; Mucoromycota; Mucoromycetes; Mucorales; Lichtheimiaceae
Product: concanavalin A-like lectin/glucanase domain-containing protein
Exons: 6
Coding region: 143-940 (265 amino acids)
Biological process (GO): carbohydrate metabolic process
Molecular function (GO): hydrolase activity, hydrolyzing O-glycosyl compounds
Source: RefSeq, a predicted model, not a curated record
ACCCAUUUAACUUUGUUUUGGUCGUCGUCGUCUUUAACUUUUUUUUUCGCUCUCGAUAUAUACUACACAUAUAUAAAGUAACCAACCUUCCGGUUCUCCCUGUCCCCACCUAUUGAAGUUGGUAUCACUACUACUACUUAUUAUGAAGGCUCUACCAGCAGCGUUAUUCAGCUGUACAGUCUGGCUUGCUGCCAUUACAUCCGCUUUCCCUACCAACCAAAAGAAACCGGAUUGCAAGAAUUACAAUACGGAUUUCCGUGUCUCGACUGAAGGAUGGUCUGCCGAGAACACGGUCCAAGACACGUAUGAUAUCACUGACGGUGGCAUCAAAAUGAACUUGAUGCCUCCUCGACAGUAUGUUCGUAUGCAUGAUGCCCAGAGUGCGUUUCAUUAUUUGCCAUACAACAAGUAUGAAGGAAGAGGUCCAACGUUUAAUGCAUCGUCCUAUAUGCAUUAUGGGCGCGUUUCAGCCACUGUGAAAUCAGCAAACGUAGGGGGUGCCAUUACAGCUGUCAUUUUGAUCGGCGAUGGUGGCGAUGAAAUUGAUUUUGAAUUGCUAGGAGGUAUGAGCAACUACUUUUGGGGCCAUGAAGUGCUGUAUACGGUCAAUGGCGGCUAUCAUGAAGUUGCCGGCGGGCCGGUAUUUGAUGAAUAUCAUACAUACACAAUUGACUGGACUCCCGACCGUAUCGAUUGGUAUAUUGAUGGCACGCUUGUACGCACCAAGGAAAAGAAGGAUACGUGCGAUGGAGCUGGCGUAUGCAAAUUCCCAUCUGAACCAGCUCGUAUCCAAAUUGGUUUGUGGGAUGGCAGCAUUGAAUCCGGCACUGCUCAAUGGUCCCGUGGUCCGAUUGCGUGGGAGCAACACGAUGUUAUUUCCGCAUACAUUCAAAAGAUUGAGAGUGUAUGCAAUCCGGAAUACAACAACGUUGUCGCUUGA